Linum tenue is the source of this 4555-nucleotide messenger RNA. NCBI's taxonomy places the organism in Eukaryota, Viridiplantae, Streptophyta, Magnoliopsida, Malpighiales, Linaceae. The record is from the annotation of a GenBank genome assembly.
GGGGCUCCAGCGAGGGGCAGUAGGGUCCCAGCUUCCCGCUCCAUUUCCAUUCCGUUCCAUCCAUCUUGAGCCAGCCAACUUCUUCUUCACCCCACUCACUCAUGUCCGAUUCUCACCCCCCACCAUUAAAUAGUACGCAGGCGGCAGAUAGCAUUCUCUUCUCUCAUCAGAUAGGCUUCUCCAUCUUCGUUUUCCUCUCCAUCUUCUUCCCUCUCCAACAAGCUUCAAUUUCCAUCACUUUCUGACUUUGGAUUCCUCUACCCUCUUUCCUUCCUCGGGAUCAUCCCUCGUCGUGGAGCUGAUUAAACCCGUUUUUCUUUUUCUUCCUCUUCUCGCUUUUCCUAUUUGGUUUCCCGGAAAAUCCCUUGGGGGUGUCUGUCUCCAUCUGAUUAUUUGGAUUCCGAGCUCGCUCUCUCUGUUUUGAGAGUCAACUUUCUAGUCAAAGGUUCUGUUGCCGUGGUUUCAUAAGGAAUAAUAUGGCCGACUUCCACAACGAUGAUCCCUACUGCGCCCUGGACGAAGAGACGCAGCUUCAAAAGGGCGACGAGUCCGAUUCCGACUUUGAAGACGAUUAUGAGUCGAGCAAGUCUCAGAACGAUACAACUGCUGUGGAGUUUAGGAACGGGAAGGAUAUGCAAGGAAUUCCAUGGGAGAGGCUCAGUCACACUAGGGAUAAUUACCGGGAGACGAGGUUGAAGCAGUACAAGAACUACGAGGACCUCUCUCCCUCUCACGAGAUGAUUGAUAAGGAGUGUUUGGCAGUAGAUAAAGGAAAGACAUUUUAUGACUUCCAGUUGAACACGAGGAUCGUCAACUCAACCAUUGUGCAUUUUCAGGUAGAAACUGCUGGCUUCUUUCACUCCCUCGGAUUUUUCUGAUCAUUGAUUUUCCAGUUUGCAUGGUCAGAUUAGGAAGCAUAUACACACUGUUUUAGAUAAGCAUAGGGUUAUUGUCCUGUUUAUCAUUCUUCUUUCUUUCUCUCCCUUCAUUUCUGGUUCUGGGGGAUCAUUAUUUUCAUUGGCAGAUUCUGUUUUCAUUUAAGUCAUGCAUAAGUAGUCCUGCAUCCCUCAGCUAAUAAUUUAGGCUUUGGGCAUUGUUGUAUCCUGUCAGUAAUCAGCUGUUGUAGGUUGUUGUACUGCUGUGGCACUCGUAUAUCAUUUCUUGACUAUUGCUUUCAAUUGGUUUUGGAGAUCAUUAGUCCCGAGGUUUUGCAGGUCCUCUGAUUAUAAAAACAUAUCCUUUCUGGAUAUAUUUAUAGUUUGAUUGUAGCCUGCCUGAACCUUUUGGAGGUACGACAGAGCUUCACUUUAUGUUAGGCUUCAAUUCCUUAAUAUAUGUGAUGCACCAACUGUUGAAGGGAUUCACGUCUGACCAAAGUCUUCCAGACUAAAUUCUUUUUUACAGUGGGGCCCCCAUGGACAAUGCUCUCCAGCCCUGCAAGCUGGUGAACUUAGCAUACUCCAAAGUUGUGAAAACCUUACUUCUUAAAUGCUCUUUGUUGGUGCAAAUAACUUCUGGUGAAACAUGGCUGUCACAAUCCUAUAGUUGUUUCCAUUAUUCAUUUCUUAGUAGUGAUUUUGUUAAUCCGUAGACUGGUUUACAGUAAUUGUUAAUGAGACGUAGGUUCUGACCUUCUCGACUUAGACAGUGGAUUUUGUAGAUGGGUUUCCUGCAUUUGCGGUUUGAAUUAGCUAUGCUUUUGGUUUAAGGAUAAUACUAUAUUUGUAGGAACCAUCUGGUACUGGCAUUAGCAUACUUCUGUCAGUGAGAAUACAUCCUCUUGGUGAAGAGACUUGUUUCGGUCGUUCUGUUGAGGUUUUAAGUGAAUUUUGAAGUAAUGGCAUCUUGGGACCAAUGAAUUCAUAUAUACCUUUUGACAGUCUUUUUUCUGGACAACUUUCUUCAAAUGUACUUCAAUCCUUUAAUGGCUUGCUGUAAUGCCUUGAUUAUAGUAUGCAUAUGAAAGUUAUUUCUGUGUAAUAUUACUGCCAUUGCAUGUUCAAUCUAUUUUGUGCUUUAACCCACCUGUGGCAUUUAGGACUUCUGUCUAUUUCAGCAUUAUAAGCAGGGUGGAAGUAAUAUCUGAGCAGCUGCCGGGAUUAAAGAUGCAUUAUUUCUAUGGUAUGAUAGGAAUCAGCAUUCAAGGAGACCUUUCUACCAUUCGUGUAGUUUCAGUUGGCUAUAUAAUAGUGGACAGGCCUUGUUAUCAGAUUUUCAUUCUAAAUGAGUAUUCUGUAUGGUGUUGAUGCAUCCCAGCUACUCUGUUCUUCUGGUGUGAUCUAGGUUGAAUUGACUGGUCUUGUUUUUUCAGCUUUCUACCUAUUUCUAUGCAUGAUUGACUAGCUUAUCCCUAUAAGUCGUGGUCUUCCAUUUGUGGUGCUAUCUUAUAAUUCUGAACACUCUAAAUCCCACGACAAAUUGGUUGGAAUCCGAAAUCAUUGUUCAGUAAUGGCCUAGCUGGUCUUAGUGUAUCACAUGAUGUUUUUUUUUUUCAUAUUCUGUUCCAGAAACAAAUUGGUUUCUAGAAUUUUUUGGUUAAUGUCACGGGGGUGUUCAUAAAAAUGUGCCAAUUCAUAUAUUUCUAUGGCCAAAAUAAGCAAAAUUUUGUUGCAAUUUUCUAAGGGCAGCCUUUGGCUCUUGUGCAUCAUUUUAAUAUAUAGGAUAUUGCAUCCUAAAGUAUGUUUGCCCUAGGGCCAAACUAUUUUUGAAUUUGUCAUUCCUGGUAUUGAACGGUCGUCGCUGAGGUAUUUGUGCAUUGUGUUUUAAUGGUAAUAAUUGCCUAGUUGAGGAACCUGUUGUGGGCAACAUCCAAGAAUGAUGUCUAUCUCGUGCAAAACUACUCCCUGAUGCAUUGGUCUGCACUGUCAAGAAAGGAGAAAGAAGUACUGAAUGUGGCCAAACCUGUUGUUCCUACCCUGAAACGCCCUGGUUUGUUGACACAAUCACUUUCCAGGGUGCAAAUCAGUUCCAUGGUUGUCAAAGACAACAUAAUGGUCGCAGGAGGCUUUCAAGGAGAACUUAUUUGCAAGUAUCUGGAUCACCCUGGAGCUGCUUUUUGUACGAAACUCACCACACAUGAAAAUGCCAUUACCAAUGCUGUAGAUAUCUACUGCAACCCCAGUGGCUCAAUGAGGAUUAUGGCUGCAAACAAUGAUGCCCAAAUCAGAGUAUUUGAUGCCGAGUGUUUUGCUUGCCUCAGUCAAUUCGGGUUCGAUUGGUCCGUAAAUAGCACUUCUGUUAGCCCUGAUGGGAAGCUGGUAGCGGUUCUUGGAGAUAGUGUUGACUGCUUGAUCGCCGAUGUACAGUCUGGUAAGGUCGCUGCUAACCUCGAAGGACACGUGGACUAUUCAUUUUCAUCAGCGUGGCAUCCGGAUGGUAGAAUUCUGGCCACUGGCAACCAAGACACCACAUGCAGGCUAUGGGAUAUUAGGAAUCCUUCCAGGUCCUUGGCUGUGCUGAAAGGAAACAUGGGGGCUAUAAGAGGGCUAAAGUUCACAUCCGAUGGGCAGUUUCUGGGGAUGCAAGAAGCCGCCGACUUUGUCCACGUGUUUGAUGUGGAAUCUGGUUAUGUGAAGUGCCAGGAGAUUGAUCUCUUUGGGGAGAUCGCCGGUAUAUCUUUUAGCCCUGAUUCAGAGUCUCUGUUUGUCGGUAUAGCAGAUCGUACCUAUGGAAGCCUGCUGGAGUUCAAUAGGAAGCAUUACAAUCCCUACCUGGAUUCUUUCUAUUAGGUUCCAGAUUUGCUUCGCAGAUGUAUAUGUACAUAUAUUUAUCUCGAAAAGCUUGAAUGCUCUGGGAAGUCGAGGGACUAGAGGAGGUAACUGUUUGUAUAUGGAGUGAUUAUUUUGAGCUGAGUAGAAAUCGAAUUGCAAAAGUUGCAGUUCUGAGCUCCAACAAUGCAAAGCUGUUGCCUGGCGCUCUGUGGCUUUCGGGGUUGUAUACCUACUGUUUAUGUACUAGUGAACUAUGUUCUUGCAGUUUAGUAUUGGAUCUAUUAGCCAUUAAAACAGCUGUUUUAACGGCUAAUAGGUUCUUCUGUUACGUGGGAUCAGUGCACCGUUUGUUCCAUGAAGCAGAGGCAAAUUUCAGAGUGUGCUUUUGGCAUUGGCGGCUAGGCAGAAAUGUUUAGUCAACGGACUAAGUUAUUCAUAGCCAGCAGACCGUUUCCAUCCCAAAUCCAGUGGUGCCAAAGAAUCUGUUAAUACUUAAUAGCAUUUUAUGCAGAUUAAUUGACGUACUCGUUUUUGUUCUCUCUUUAACAAACGUACUUUAGUAUGGUGGCAACUGGCAAGACAGCCAUUUGUACAAACACGAGUACAAACAUGACCGUGUUGGUCGACCAUGUCAUGUUUUUAUCAUUCAAUCGACACUCAAGCAUGUUGGCAAGCAAACCAUUUAUACAAAAUCUACAGAGUCAGUCUGUUGAGUAAUAUGUUCGUAUGGGCUUCGGCCCAAUUCCCCUAGCCAUGGGUUUAUGGGUGUAUGUUGUUAGGGUUGGCCGAGACGCCGAGUAGUAUAGUCUAGGUUUUGGGACUAUAUAUAUAUAUAUAUAUAUAUG